Molecule: messenger RNA, 864 nt
Organism: Rhopalosiphum padi (bird cherry-oat aphid)
Lineage: Eukaryota; Metazoa; Arthropoda; Insecta; Hemiptera; Aphididae
Exons: 2
Coding region: 1-864 (287 amino acids)
Molecular function (GO): nucleic acid binding; zinc ion binding
Source: RefSeq, a predicted model, not a curated record
AUGAGUGUUAAAGAAGAGCUAGAAAGGGAGAGGCAGUUGGCGGCUCCCAGUCUGAUGUUGGAUCAGAAACGGCAGCGGCAACAGAAGCAGCAGAUGCAGAUGCAGCCCCAGCAGCAGCAGACCUGGAGCGAGGUCGUGAAAAAGAAGAGGCCACCGAAGCCGGCCCGACAACCACACUCGGCCACCGACCUAGUGGCUCUCCUGCGGAAGCGGGCUUCGCGAUCCAUGGCGGUCACCAUUGACCGCCCGGCUGAAGGAGGCUCUCUAGCCUCCGUGAUGAAGAAGGUAUCGGGCUUGAUCAACCUUCAGUCUCUUGGCGUCAAGGUCCUGACGACAAGAAAGACCAGGGCGGGCAGUAUUCUCCUCGAGGUCGAGGGGAAUGAAAAAGCCACGCUGCUAGCCGGGAAGAUCCGUGAGGUGGUAGAAGACGCGGCCAGGGUCAGGUUACCCGAGCCCUGUACGCCCGUUCUACUGCUGGGAGUUCCAGAAUGGGCAGAGGCAGAGAACGUCGUUGCUGGUGUCACGCAGGCGGGAGUCACCGGAGUCACCUCCGAGAACGUGACCAUCCGCAAGAACUCCGGAGGAAGAGGGGAGUUCGUCGCGAGCCUGCACUUGCCGCUCAAGGACGUCAUCACGCUGGCGGAGAAGAAAGCGGUCACCGUGGAGUGGACCAGGUGCAGGGUCAAGCUGUUGACUAACAACCAACCAACCUACUUCCGCUGCCAAGGCAAAGGACACCUAGCUGCCGAGUGCCGGGGCGAGGCCAAACCCCGUCGCUGUCACAGGUGCAAGAAGGAAGACCACCUGGUGAAGGACUGCGCCCAACAGAAGCAGACGCAGCAGCCUCAAGACCUCAAGACGUGA